Molecule: messenger RNA, 1239 nt
Organism: Ilex paraguariensis (yerba mate)
Lineage: Eukaryota; Viridiplantae; Streptophyta; Magnoliopsida; Aquifoliales; Aquifoliaceae
Source: the annotation of a GenBank genome assembly
AUGGCGGCAGCGACGGCGGCUGGGACCUCUGUGGUGCCGGCGAACAGGGGACGCCGUCCGACGAUGGACGACGAAAAAAUGGUUUUCGAAACAACCAAGGGCGUGGAGCCCAUCAUGAGCUUCGACGAGAUGGGGAUCAAAAACGAGCUUUUGCGAGGCAUUUAUCAGUACGGGUUCGAGAAACCCUCGGCCAUUCAGCAACGGGCUGUUCUGCCCAUCAUAUCGGGCCGUGAUGUCAUCGCCCAAGCCCAGUCCGGUACCGGCAAGACCUCCAUGAUUGCUCUCGCUGUUUGCCAAAUUGUCGACACCAAAUCCUCCGAGGUCCAAGCUUUGAUCUUGUCACCUACGAGGGAGCUGGCAACUCAAACCGAGAAAGUGAUACUAGCAAUUGGUGAUUACAUUAAUGUACAGGCCCAUGCAUGCAUUGGAGGCAAAAGUGUGGGCGAGGAUAUCAGGAAACUAGAACAUGGAGUUCACGUGGUGUCUGGAACUCCAGGCAGAGUUUGUGACAUGAUCAAGAGGAGAACAUUACGGACAAGAGCUAUCAAAUUAUUAAUUCUUGAUGAAUCUGAUGAGAUGUUGAGCCGAGGUUUUAAGGAUCAGAUUUAUGAUGUUUACAGAUAUCUUCCACCAGAACUUCAGGUUGUUUUGGUUUCUGCCACUCUUCCCAAUGAGAUUCUAGAAAUUACCAGCAAAUUUAUGACAGAUCCUGUUCGUAUCCUUGUGAAACGUGAUGAGUUGACUUUGGAGGGCAUCAAGCAAUUCUUUGUUGCAGUAGAAAAAGAGGAGUGGAAGUUUGAUACUUUAUGUGAUCUUUAUGAUACCCUUACCAUCACACAGGCUGUUAUAUUCUGCAACACAAAGCGGAAGGUGGAGUGGCUCACUGAGAUGAUGCUCAAAAACAACUUUACUGUCUCUUCCAUGCACGGAGAUAUGCCUCAGAAGGAGCGAGAUGCAAUUAUGCAAGAGUUUCGGGCCGGGGAAACUCGUGUUUUGAUCACAACAGAUGUUUGGGCUAGAGGACUUGAUGUUCAACAGGUUUCCCUGGUGAUUAACUAUGAUCUCCCAAACAAUCGAGAACUUUACAUUCAUCGCAUUGGUCGUUCUGGUCGUUUUGGACGCAAGGGCGUUGCAAUAAACUUCGUCAAAAGUGAUGAUAUCAAGAUUUUAAGGGAUAUAGAGCAGUAUUAUAGUACCCAAAUUGACGAAAUGCCAAUGAAUGUGGCUGAUUUGAUAUAA